Hibiscus syriacus is the source of this 3762-nucleotide messenger RNA. Its product is annotated as phosphoglucan, water dikinase, chloroplastic-like. The record is from RefSeq and is a predicted model, not a curated record. The transcript has 19 exons. NCBI's taxonomy places the organism in Eukaryota, Viridiplantae, Streptophyta, Magnoliopsida, Malvales, Malvaceae. Gene Ontology annotation, biological process: phosphorylation. Bases 16 to 3609 code for a protein of 1197 amino acids. Gene Ontology annotation, molecular function: kinase activity; ATP binding; starch binding.
CUAAGACAUCUGCCUAUGCAAACAUCUCAAAGGAAGAAAACCAACGAAAACGAUGAAUUCUGUUCUCUACGUUCACUCUACUUCCAAUUCCCAGCUCGGAAGCAGCUCAGAUCCAUCCCCAACACCGCUAUUUUCAUCCCCGCCGUUUAUUUUCCGUUACCUUUUCCGCGGGGAAUCAACCGCCACCGUAAACUCUCUCAUCGUCUCGUUUUCGCCGUUUCCUCUACUUCCACUAGAGAAGAAGAAACGAAGAAGAAGUUGAAAGUGAAAUCAAAGUCUGGACGUGGCAAAGUAGGGAUUAACGUUUGUUUAGAUCACCAAGUUAAAUUUGGAGAGCAUGUAGUGAUUUUGGGGUCCACAAAAGAAUUGGGAUACUGGAAGAAGCAGGUGCCUAUGAACUGGUCUGAGGGUGGAUGGAUAUGCGAUUUGGAGUUGGAAGGGGGUCAGUCUGUUGAGUUCAAAUUUGUGGUUGUUGGUAAGGACAAGAAGGUUGUGUGGGAAGAUGGAAAUAACCGUUUUCUAAAACUGCCUCAGGGAGGGAGUUUUGGGAUGGUAUGUCACUGGAAUUCGACAGAGGAGACACUGGAACUAUUGCCUUUAACUUCAGAAGAUUAUGGAGUCGAGAUGGUGGAUAAUGAUGGUCUUAGUGAAUCUACUACUGAUGCCUUGGAAGUCGAAACAAGUCCUUUUGUUGGACAAUGGCAAGGGAGGGAUGCUUCCUUCAUGCGAUCAAAUGAACAUCACAACAGAGAAUUGGAGAGAAGAUGGGAUACAACUGGUCUAGAAGGGUUGGCUUUGAAAUUGGUUGAAGGUGAUAAAAAUGCAAGGAAUUGGUGGAGAAAGCUUGAAGUGGUUCGUGAGCUAUUAGUUGGAAGUUUGCAGAAUGGGGAACGGUUGGAGGCUCUAAUAUGCUCUGCUAUUUAUCUGAAGUGGAUAAACAUGGGGCAGAUUCCUUGUUUUGAAGAUGGGGGUCAUCACCGACCAAACAGACACGCUGAGAUUUCCAGGCUUAUAUUUCGAGAAUUAGAACGAAUCUCUAGUAGGAAAGAUUCUUCACCUCAGGAACUGCUUGUUAUUCGCAAGAUCCAUCCUUGUUUGCCAUCUUUUAAAGCAGAAUUUACAUCAUCUGUCCCACUUACUCGGAUUAGAGAUAUUGCUCAUCGGAAUGAUAUUCCUCAUGAUCUCAAGCAAGAAAUUAAGCAUACAAUACAGAACAAGCUUCAUCGAAAUGCUGGCCCGGAAGACUUAGUUGCGACAGAAGCAAUGCUUGCAAGAAUCACCAAGGAUCCUGGACAUUAUAGUGAAGCAUUUGUGGGACAAUUCAAGAUAUUCCAUCAGGAACUCAAAGAUUUUUUCAAUGCUGGAAGCCUCACUGAACAACUUGAGUCAAUAAGAGAAUCAUUAGAUGAACGAGGCAAUUUAGCUCUUGUAAUGUUUCUGGAGUGCAAAAAGAGUUUGGAUGCUGCAGAAGGAUCAAGUAGCGUUUUAGAUUUAAUCAAGACAGUGUGGUCUUUGAGUUCUCUAAGAGGACUAAUUGUGAAGGGUCUUGAAAGUGGUCUAAGGAAUGAUGCUCCUGAUGCUGCAAUAGCAAUGCGUCAAAAGUGGCGACUAUGUGAGAUUGGCCUUGAGGACUAUUCCUUUGUCCUCUUAAGCAGGUUACUCAACAUGCUUGAAGCUAAGGGAGGAGCCAAUUGGUUUGCAGAUAAUAUAGAAGAAAAGAAUAUAAGCUCUUGGAAUGAUCCACUUGGUGUCUUAAUUGUUGGUGUUAAUCAGCUUAGUUUAUCCCGUUGGAAACCAGAAGAAUGUGCUGCUAUUGAAAAUGAGCUUACCGCCUGGCAAGAGAAAGGUCUCUUUGAGAAGGAAGGAAGCGAAGAUGGAAAAAGAAUCUGGGCAUUAAGACUCAAAGCUACACUUGACAGAACAAGGAGGCUUACGGAGGAAUAUUCUGAAGUCCUCCUGCAAUUAUUCCCUCAAAAAGUUCAGAUGCUUGGGAAAGCUCUUGGAAUUCCAGAGAACAGUGUAAGGACAUACGCUGAAGCUGAGAUUCGGGCCGGGGUGAUCUUUCAGGUUUCAAAACUUUGUUCGCUUCUUUUGAAAGCUGUUAGAACAGCACUUGGUUUUGAAGGGUGGGAUGUCCUUGUUCCAGGAGUGGUGUCUGGAACAUUGGUUCAGGUUGAGAACAUUGUACCGGGAUCACUGCCUUCAUCUUUAGAAGGACCUGUUAUCCUUGUGGUUAAUAAAGCUGAUGGAGAUGAGGAGGUGACAGCAGCUGGAUCUAAUAUCGCAGGAGUUGUACUUUUGCAGGAGCUGCCUCACUUAUCUCAUCUUGGUGUUAGGGCCCGACAAGAGAAGGUUGUUUUCGUUACAUGUGAAGAUGAAGAAAAAAUUUCCUAUAUACAAAAGCUCCAAGGAAAAUGUGUGAGACUGGAUGCAUCUUCAAGUGGCGUGAACAUAAAUCUGUGUCCAUUAGAUGACCAUGAUGCUGGUUUUGUUUCCAAAAAUCUUUCAACUAAUGGUUCAUCUGCUGUUAAAGUGCGUGAACCUCAUUAUUCAUCUGCAUUGCCCGUUAAAGCCCCUUACUCCAAUCAGGGUAAUUCUUCUGCAGGAAUUAUACUGCUUGCUGAUGCAAAUGCACAAACUUCAGGGGCAAAGGCAGCAGCCUGUGGUCGCUUAGCUUCCUUGGCAGCAGUUUCUGAUAAGGCAGUCUACAGUGACCUAGGGGUGCCUGCUUCAUUUCGUGUUCCUGCUGGAGUAGUUAUACCAUUUGGCUCCAUGGAAUGGGCUUUAGAACAAAAUAAAUCCAUGGAAGCAUUCUUGUCUCUUCGAGAAAAGAUUGAAACAGCAGGUUUGGAAGGUGGUGAGCUCGACAAAUUAUGCCACCAACUCCAGCAGCUGGUCUCUUCCCUACAGCCCCCACAAGACAUAAUUGAUAACAUACUUCGAGAGUUUCCAGGCAAUGCACGCCUAAUUGUUCGGUCAAGUGCAAAUGUUGAGGAUUUGGCAGGGAUGUCAGCUGCUGGACUUUAUGAAUCAAUCCCAAAUGUCAGUCCUUCAAAUCCAACUGUUUUUGCCAGUGCUGUUAGCCAAGUAUGGGCCUCACUCUAUACUCGAAGAGCGGUACUAAGUCGCCGAGCUGCUAGUGUGUCCCAGAAAGAUGCAACAAUGGCAAUCCUGGUUCAAGAAAUGCUUUCGCCUGAUUAUUCAUUUGUGCUUCAUACGCUCAGCCCAACGGAUUGUGACCAUAACCAUGUUGAGGCUGAGAUUGCACCAGGGCUUGGUGAAACCCUUGCAUCUGGAACUAGGGGCACACCCUGGCGUGUAUCUUCCGGGAAGUUUGAUGGGACCGUGAAAACACUGGCAUUUGCAAAUUUCAGCGAGGAGAUGGUGGUAUCAGGUGCAGGUCCUGCUGAUGGGGAAGUAAUCCAUUUGACAGUAGACUACAGUAAAAAACCGUUGACUGUUGAUCCGAUAUUCCGUCAACAGCUUAGCCAGCGUCUGUGCACAGUUGGAUUUUUCCUGGAGCGGAAGUUUGGGUGCCCACAGGAUGUGGAAGGAUGUGUUCUUGGGAAAGAUAUUUAUAUAGUCCAGACGCGGCCCCAACCCCUGUAACCCAUCAAGUAUGCAAUCUUUCAUCCACAGGAAACUAAGCAUUUCUUACAGUUUUUUCAAGUUUUGUAUGCCCUACAUAUCCAGUAUAGAUGCAAUUUAAGCUACCUAUAUUUGCAUAACUGGUAUAAAUUGUGGGAUUAACAGCUUUGGAUU